Molecule: messenger RNA, 4271 nt
Organism: Conger conger (European conger)
Lineage: Eukaryota; Metazoa; Chordata; Actinopteri; Anguilliformes; Congridae
Gene: lekr1
Product: leucine, glutamate and lysine rich 1
Exons: 12
Coding region: 61-1950 (629 amino acids)
Source: RefSeq, a predicted model, not a curated record
UCAAGAGAGGCUUCAGACAUCAAGGAAAUUGACAGACACACACCUGUUUACCCCCUACCAAUGGAAAUCCAACAGAUGGAGCGGUCGGAGACGGUGUGCCGGUACUGCGGGGUCAGCUACCUCAUCCUACACGAGAUCCAGAGGCUCCAGGAGAGGCUGCAGGCCGGCGAGCGUGAGCUGGAGGCCUGCCGGGGGGCAGCGGAGCGGGAGAGGACCCUCCGGGAGGAGCUGCAGGAGGCUGGCUCUCGUCUGGCCGAGCUCCAGGCCUCAAACCUGGAGCAGGCCCAGAGGGCGAGGUGCCUUGACCUGCAGCUGGCACAGAACGGGGCCCGGCUGGAGAGCGUGAGUGCGGAGAGAGACGUCACGCAGCAGGAGCUGGGAAAAGCUCGCGGCCGCUGCCAACUGCUCAGGGGGAGGAGGCAGCUACAGGUAGAGGCCCUGAGGAAGUCUCAGUCGCUGCUUCACACCUGUCUCCAGGAAUUGCAGGAGGUCCAGAGAAACCACACACAGCUUCUCUCGCACUGGGAGGGGUGGAGCGUCCGGCUGCUGCAGACGAGCCGGGAUGCAGACGCAGAGAGGGCGGAGCUACAGCGAGCAGCGGGCGGGGCUCAGGCAGAAGUGACGUGUCUGAGGGAGGAGCUGAGAGAGCUGAACGACCGGCUGGCCUCCUCUGAGGUCCGGGCCCAGGAGCUGGAAAAGCAGGCCCAGAACCAGGGAGAGCUGCAAACCCAGCUCCGGGAGGUCCAGACACAGCUGCUGGAGCUGAAAGAGAAGGUGAAAUCCUUGCAUGUCAAUCUCCAGGACAGCCAGUCUGCGAAAGAACAUAUGGAAACCCUGCUCCUGAACAAGGCGAAGGAAACAGAGGAGCUUCAUUUCAGGCAGAUUCAAUUCGAGAAGGAGCAAAGAGCAAGGCUGUCUGAAGACCUGGGCGAGAAAGAGAAGACAUUGUUGUCGUGCCAGCAGAGGUGCCAGUCGCUGCAGAAAGAGCUGCUGAAUGGGCAGCGGCAGGAAGAGGAAGUGACACAGCAGCGUGUGCAGGUGGAGAGUGAGAACACAGCUCUGAGGAUAUCCCUGCAGCGAGCCCGGGAGGAAAUCAGCACUCUGACAGAACAGAGUGAGAAGUCUGCUCUGGCUCAUCAGCACACCGCCCAGCAGCUGGCUGAAGGACUGAAGCAGAGAGAGCAGACGGAGGCCCUGCUGCAGAAAGAGCGGGCCCACGCAGAACUUCAUCUGAAAGAGAAGGAGCAGGAGCUGAGGCUGGAGUUGGAGCUCCGCAUCGAGACGGAGAAGAGCAAGGAGCUCCUGCAGCAGUACCAGAGACAGGCUGAGCGACUGCAGAAGGAGCUGCCCUCCCUGGUGCAGAUGGCCACGCUGGAGCUCCGGGGGGAGGUGAGGGCGGCUGAGGAGAAGCUGAGGGAGGCGCAGGAGGGCCAGGCUCAGCAGGAGGAGCGCAGGGAGCAGGAGGCCCUGCGCUUGAACAGGAAGCUGUCGGAGCUGGAGCAGCAGCUGCUGCAGGCACGGGAGGACAGCCAGCAGGGGGCAGUGCAGCUGACGGAGCUCAGGCAGGAGCUGGAGCUCUCGAAGCAGGAGAGCAGUGCUCUUCAGGAGGAGAACGCGCUGCUGCAGGAGACGGUGAGGCGGGAGUGCGAGGAGCGAGGGGAGCUCACGGCCGCCCUGACGCUGGCCCGCGAGCAGCUGCAGGAGAUCAGGCACACACCCGGCCAGGCCGACCGAGGGCCCCCGCUCCCGGGCCCCAGGGGGCCCCGCGGCUCCACGGACAGCCGGACCAAGGAAGGGGAGGCGAGCGCCGAAUUGAGGACGUCCCGGCAAGGCAGAGGCGGGGGGAGGAGGGGGUCACAGGUCACCCUGCCCAGACUGCACCUGGAGAAGACGGCCUCAGUGAGCCAGGCGAGGCUCUCCCUGGUCAUGGCCAGGAAAGAGAGAUGCUAAGACACCCAGAACACACACACGCACACACAAACUCACACCCAGAAUACACACACUCACACACACACACACACACCCAGAACACACACACAUACAAACACACCCAGAACACACAAACUCACGCACACACACCCAGAACACGCACACACACACACCCAGAACACACACACAUACAAACACACCCAGAACACACAAACUCACGCACACACACGCAGAACACACACACACCCACAACACGCACACACACACACACCCAGAACACACACACACGCACACACACACCCAGAACACACACACACAGUAGGCCCAACACACACAGGAAUGCCCUGGUCACUGACAGGAAGGAGAGAAAGGUCCCAGAGCCCCCAUAAUUCUCAGCCAAAAUCACAAUUACCCAUUCACAAUCACGCAGCUCUGAACAGACACACGCACGCACAUACACAUAAACACAGACACACACACACACGCACACGCACACGAACAGACACAUACACACACACACACACACACACACACACACAAACUCAUGCAAGCAGGAAACAGAGAGCGUGCCUGUGGACCUAGCAGCAACCCCCUAGACACGCACUGGCUCUCUCACUGGCUCACUCACUGGCUCACACACUGGCUUACACACACACAAACACCAUCAGCGCACAGAGACGCGUGACUCUGGUGUGAGCAGGCCUUGAGAGAGCAGGGGGGCGGGGGAGGGGGAUGUCACGCACACACAAUCCCGCCCCGCCGCUGCUUCCUGCCGCCGUUUUCCCGUGUGAUCCGCGCCGCGCUCCAUGCCAGGUUCUUCCCACGUUUUCCCUUCUGCUUCCUCUCCCUGCUCCGUCUUUUUUUCUUUUUUUUUUCGGAUGACCUGGCUGCAUAAGAAGCGGGAAAUCUGCGUGGCAUGGAAAUCAUUUCCUCUCGCAGCGCCACACAUGGAACGGGUUUGGGCCCUCUCCUCCAGAGGUGCUCCACAGGCUGUGUGACGGGCCUCUUUCUUCUGUCAGCACCAGGGCUGCGGAAAACACAAACUGCUCAAAGUGUCUUUAUUAUCCAAAUGAUCCAGAGCGUGGGGCUGGAAGAGGGGGUGUAACCAGGUGCGGACAGCCAGUAUUGUAGACCCCCCGCCCCAACCCCCAUUUCUAUCGUGCGGUUGCACUUUAUGCUCCACCGUCUUUAUGAAGGAAGCCAUGAUCCUGUUCUUUUCUCAAACAGGGACAUCGAUUUCUCCCUGCCGUUGCACUGGGAGAUGGAGAGGGAGCUAAUCUGCAGUGAUACAGGACUGUGUUUGUCAAAGUCAAAGUCAGACCUAAAUACUUGUCUCCAAAAUGUUUGAACCUUAAAUUAUAUAACUUGAAAUAAUCUGAACUGUGUGCACAUGUUGCUUGAGAUUCAAUUGGGAACUGGGUUUUGGGGGGGAGGGGGGCUGCUAGGGCGUGUGUGCGUGCCUGCGUGUGUGUGGGUGUGUGCGUGUAUGCGUGUAUGAGUUUGCAGACCUUUGUAUCUCCUCAGAAGUUCCUUAGCUGAAAUAGGUGUGUUUAUUCUCAGUUGUGUUGAUUCUGGAAGGGAGAGUCAGAGACAGGUGUUUGGUAUUAAAAACAUUGUCCUACCCACAGAUCCAUUGUGGCUUCUGCACACAUGUAGGCAGUGUUUGCUGGCCGUGUUUCCUGAGAAUUGUAUCUCCACCUUCGCACAUUGAUUGCCCCGCUUGGCUGCACACACUCCCUCCAGCUGCACUCAUGACCUUUGACCCUGAGCCCUUUCAUCUUGCCCUGCUGCACUGAAGUGCCUGGCGCAGGGUUUCCUGUCCAACCUGUCUCUGGACCUCUGCCUCUGUUGUCUUUGUUGUCCUCACAACUUUCAACUGCUGCCAGAGCAGCGUGUGGAAUCUGGCUCAAUGGCCUGGUUGGUCAAAUGCCUGUCUAGCAGGCAGGAGAGGUCUGCAGUAAUUUAGCUAAAUGGUUUGGGACCUGUUCUUGUGUCACUGAGGCUGUUCAAUUGCAAUGUGGGUCACCCUGUUGUACCCUUGAGCAAGAUACUUACCCCGGAUUGCUUCAGUAAAAAAUAAGAGAAUUGAGCCAUGUAAGUGGAUUGAAAGUCGUGCAGGUUACUCUGAAAGAGAGCGUCUGCUAAAAGCCGACACUGUCAAUGUAAGAUCGCACGGUCCUUUCCCUGAGUGAAGGAUGUUCCUAAUGUCACUGCUAACCUAAAAGGAGCAAAGCAGUUUUUAAUUCCUCGGGACAGAUGCUGCUUUUUUGUACCCCGAGUUGAGUGAGAUUGUUGAUUUGUGAGAUCUGUCUCUCCAACAGCAAUAAAAAAGUACCCAAUCA